Molecule: messenger RNA, 1195 nt
Organism: Diatraea saccharalis (sugarcane borer)
Lineage: Eukaryota; Metazoa; Arthropoda; Insecta; Lepidoptera; Crambidae
Source: the annotation of a GenBank genome assembly
AUGUCUGCUAGCGUACAAUCCCAUGGAUACGUGAAUGAUGAGAAAUUGACAAAAGAUAUGAAUUCGACCCUCAUUAUCGGAACAGAUCUCAAUUACAAACAUGAAGUGGUGUGGAAAAAUGCCAUCGGUUUCUUAUUUUUGCACUUGUUGGGUCUGUGGGGAAUAUUUCUAAUGCUUACUGGAGCUGUUCAACUUAAAACUAUAUUAUAUGGUUUCAUCGUACUAUAUACGUAUUCCGAAGGAAUCACAAUAGGAGCACAUAGAUUGUAUACACAUAGAUGUUUUAAGGCCACGCCACUACUCAGGGCAAUUUUAAUAUUACUACAAACCGGUGCCGGGCAGAACUCCAUGUUUAUUUGGUGCCGUGAUCAUAGACUCCAUCAUCGUUAUUCUGACACUGAUGCUGACCCGCACAACGCGAAAAGAGGUUUCUUCUUCUCCCAUAUUGGUUGGCUGAUGACCAAAAAGCAUCCUUACGUCAUUGAAUUAGGAAAGAAAAUAGAUAUGUCUGAUCUUAAAGCUGAUUGGAUGGUAAUGUUACAAAAAAAAUACUACUAUUACUUAUACUUUUUCAUUGCGGUACUGCUCCCUGUUUGGGCGGCGGUCCAUUUCUUGGGAGAACCCUGGCUGGAGGCAUUCCUUGUGGUCUACUGCGCUCGUUACAUACUUCAACUUAAUGGUACCUGGCUUGUGAAUAGCGCCGCUCAUAUUUACGGGACAAGACCUUAUGACAAAAACCUUCAGCCGGUGGAAUCCUGGUUCGUCUCAUUCAUAAGUCUAGGAGAAGGCUGGCAUAAUUAUCAUCAUACAUUUCCUUGGGAUUAUAAAGCUGCAGAACUCUCUACCCACUUCAACGCCUCCGCUCAAAUCAUUGAGUUCCUUGCAAGCAUUGGAAUGGCUUAUGACUUGAAAACGGCAACUCCAGACAUGGUGAAGAGCAGAAUCAAAAGAACCGGUGAUGGUACUCACAACGAGCUUGGUAAUGAAGAAAGUAGAAACGCUGUCAAGGUUUCAUACGUUCCUUUCCAUCCUCUAAAUCCGAGCUACACAGUAACAUAUGAAGACCCUCCAGCAUCCCUCAAGGUGGAAGGUUUACCGCUCUAUCAUGAAAAUGAUAUAUUCGACUGCGGUAAUGUUACAAUUACAAAAAAUAUAGGCAGCAAUUAAAGUUAUUUAGAAUAAUGAAGAACGUAAC